UCCUGGAAGCGGCCAAGGGGGGAAGCGGCGAGUCAACAUGGAGCUUUCAGCGGUGGGGGAGCGGGUGUUCGCGGCCGAAGCCCUCCUGAAGCGGCGCAUACGGAAAGGACGCAUGGAAUACCUCGUGAAAUGGAAGGGCUGGUCGCAGAAGUACAGCACAUGGGAGCCUGAAGAAAAUAUUCUGGAUGCUCGUCUGCUCGCAGCCUUUGAGGAAAGGGAGCGAGAGAUGGAGCUGUACGGCCCCAAAAAGCGAGGACCCAAACCCAAAACCUUCCUUCUCAAGGCACAGGCCAAAGCAAAGGCCAAAACUUAUGAGUUCCGAAGUGACUCGGCCCGAGGCAUCAGGAUCCCCUAUCCCGGCCGCUCGCCCCAGGACCUGGCCUCCACUUCUCGGGCCCGAGAGGGCCUUCGGAACAUGGGUCUGUCCCCACCAGGCAGCAGCAGCAGCACCAGCAGCACCUGCCGAGUGGAGCCCCCUCGAGACCGGGAGCGGGAACGAGAACGAGAGAGGGAGAGGGAGAGAGAAAGGGAGAGAGAGAGGGAGCGAGAGCGGGGUACCAGCCGUGUGGAUGACAAGCCCAGCUCACCGGGGGACAGCUCCAAGAAGCGAGGCCCCAAGCCCCGGAAAGAGCUCCUGGACCCCUCACAGAGGCCCUUGGGAGAACCCAGCGACGGCCUCGGAGAUUACCUCAAGGGCAGGAAGCUUGAAGAGGCCCCUUCUGGGGCAGGAAAGUUCCCCGCCGGCCACAGCGUGAUCCAGCUGGCCCGAAGACAGGACUCAGACCUGGUGCAGUGUGGUGUGACCAGCCCUAGCUCAGCCGAGGCCACGGGCAGACUGGCUGUGGACACCUUCCCGGCCAGGGUCAUAAAGCACAGGGCCACCUUCCUGGAGGCCAAAGGCCAGGGUGCGCUGGACCCUGGUGGCCACCGGGUCCGGCAUGGCUCAGGCACCCCCAGCUCUGUGGGCGGCCUGUAUCGGGACAUGGGGGCUCAGGGCGGAAGGCCGUCCCUCAUCGCCAGGAUCCCAGUGGCCAGAAUCCUGGGGGACCCGGAGGAGGAGUCCUGGAGCCCCUCCCUGACUAACCUGGAAAAGGUGGUGGUUACCGAUGUGACCUCAAACUUUUUGACCGUCACCAUUAAGGAAAGUAACACGGACCAAGGCUUUUUUAAAGAGAAAAGAUGAAUUGCAGGGGAGGGGGUGAGCCUGGGAUGAGAGCAGGCGAGGGAGUGAGUGCAGACUUGGCAUAGUGCUUUUAAUUUCUGGGUGGGAUGUGGCCUUUUGGCUGGUCCUGUCCCUAACUUUACACCCGUGAGGCCCUUUUCAUUCCUCUUUCCUCUCCCUCAGUUUGGUUGGAAAGAUUAUCU
Molecule: messenger RNA, 1365 nt
Organism: Cynocephalus volans (Philippine flying lemur)
Lineage: Eukaryota; Metazoa; Chordata; Mammalia; Dermoptera; Cynocephalidae
Gene: CBX8
Product: chromobox 8
Exons: 5
Coding region: 38-1183 (381 amino acids)
Biological process (GO): negative regulation of transcription by RNA polymerase II
Cellular component (GO): chromatin; PRC1 complex
Molecular function (GO): chromatin binding
Source: RefSeq, a predicted model, not a curated record